This is a messenger RNA of Racocetra persica, 399 nucleotides long. NCBI's taxonomy places the organism in Eukaryota, Fungi, Glomeromycota, Glomeromycetes, Diversisporales, Gigasporaceae. The record is from the annotation of a GenBank genome assembly.
UAAUGCAAUUUCAGUUUCUUGUCAGAAACAAGAACAAACAUAUCGUGAAUUAAUAACUGAUCCAGUUAUGUUCACAUCUGAAUAUAAUCAAGUUAUUAGCCAUUCAGCAUUACCAGUUGUAAAAGAUGAAUUGUCCAUUACACUAAAAAUAAAGGUUUUAAGCCAUGGUUCUAGUUGGUAUAACGGAAGCCAGCCGUACACUUUAAAACCAAGUGACUCAGCCCCGUACCUAGGUCUCUCGAUUACUGGCAAUAGUGACACUGGAAUUUCUAUGGAUGGUUAUGGAUUCUUACUUAACCGGUGUCUCCAAAAUAUUCAGCUUCAAUCUAUCAUAUUUAAUGAUGGUCCUUUAUAUAUUGGAAAGCACCUCAACCGUGAUGGGUUUACUGGAGAAAUUAG